Messenger RNA from Linepithema humile (Argentine ant), 2729 nucleotides. Its product is annotated as transmembrane and ubiquitin-like domain-containing protein 1. Gene Ontology annotation, molecular function: protein binding. The record is from RefSeq and is a predicted model, not a curated record. NCBI's taxonomy places the organism in Eukaryota, Metazoa, Arthropoda, Insecta, Hymenoptera, Formicidae.
CGCUGUCUGUCACAAACUACUAUCUGCGUCGUUUCCAGAUGUUUGUCGGUUGGAUUUUUGCGUGUGUUUCGCUGUUAAGUCAUUGUUGCGUUACACAUCCAAGAAGCUGAAAGAACUACGUGUCCGAGAAACACUUCCUCGUCAAUAAAAACACGAGCUGUUGGACAGAUUUACUGAACGAAUGACUUAACGAUCAGAACGCUGUUUCUUAACACGCAAUUGCUCAGAAUCGUCGAAUUGUGCCAUGAAACGUCGUUCUUCGAGAAAGGAACAUUUAUUUUGCAACAUAAGUCUCUGUUGACAAAUCUGUUUCUCGACAAGAUAACCUCUUAGAGAAUAUUAUUGCAGUCUUUUUUGCUAUAUCUAUUUUGAAUAAGAUGUCUUUGAUCGAAGGAGUGGGUGAUGAAGUCACAAAUUUUUUUAUUAUCAUGAGUAUACUAUUUGUGGGAUGGCUCGCUUGGUGUUCAACAAGUAUAGCUGAUCAGCCUCUAAUACGCACAGUACUCAUAUUGCGUGAUCGGACACCAGCACGCAUCACGACAAUAAGAACGAAUCAGCAAAACACAAGUAAUCUUAGUCAUCAAGCUGGUCAACCUCCCAAUUCUGAAACAACAGAAGAAGAAACAGCAGAAGUAGUUUCCAGUGAUAGUGAUAAUAUCCAAUCAGACUGUCCAAAUGCAGCUGCCACGGAUACGAGUGAAACUACUCAAGAAAUAACCAGACCAGUGGCAUCUACGACGGAAGAAGUACUUAUCCAAUCUAUGGACUCAUUCAGUAACGAUGGCCCAUCGUUGUUACAAAGAUCUGUUAAGGCAGAUGAUUCUGAACAAUCAUGCACUGAUUCAUCAGAAAAUACAACUUUAAAUGAGAAUAGCAACGAGAUCACCAUAAAAUUAAAGCUCAUGAAUGAUGAUCAGAAGUUAGUGACUGGCAGUCUUAAAGAAAUGCUCGGCGAUUUCAAAAGGAGGCACUUUCAAAUGGAAUUAGAGGCCCAUAAAUCAGUGCGAUUAAUAUUCAACGGCCGAGUAUUGCAGCCCGACACUCAAACCCUUGAGCAAUGUGGAUUGUUUAACGAUUGCGUGGUCCACUGUUGGGUGGUACAGCCGCGGCCAGCCGUUGUACCGUCGUCACAGACGUCCACAUUGGAUAAUUCGUCAUCCAUCUAUUUCAAUUCUCAGCCGUUGUCGGACCUGCCGUCCGGCACGGGCUUCAGCUCGGUGCACACUGAGUGGGAUCUGAGCCGACUCCUAGUAAGCAUCUUAACGAUCGCUCUAGGUUUCGCAUGGUACUCGCGAUACCAUUACGCUCAACUCUUCACCGCGACGACCACGCUCGCGCUCUAUCUGCUAACCGCGAUCUUCACCGUUUCCUUGUUUAGUAACUUUUUUCCCGAUCAAGAUAACAUUCGGAAUGUCGAAUGAAACUAUUUUAGUGUCGAUGACACUAUUAUGCUUUGUAUAUGUUAGCACCUUACAUGUAAUUGAUUUAAUAUAUGAUUUAACGUACAAUGUACAUUGGUUUGAAAGAUGAUCGAUCGAAUAGUAGUCUCCGUCACUGAGCAUUUGCUUUUAGCGUAAUAUUUUCGAAAAGUUAAUGUACAACACCGACAAAUUUAGUACAGUUUGCAAUUUCCAUCAUUCUGAUGAAUGUUAAUCUCGGAUCUUAUUCCAACGAUAUUCAAGUUGUUUAACCGAAAAAGAAUUGUAUAAUGUAAUGCACAUUUCUAUUUGCUAAAACUUGUUUUCUACAGACACAGAAAACUAAAAUUAUCUCGUAAAAUUACAUAUAUUUUUUGUAGAAAAUUUAAAAGAAAACUUUACAGAAAUGAUAUCUGCCAUUUUAACAUACAUACAUUUUGCAACAAAUAUCACUAUAUGAUGUUUCUAACAUACGAUAUUACAUUACAUGACAAUUGGAAAAAAAAUAUAUAUUGUAUAAUUGAAAAAUAUAUAUAUAUAUAUUAUGUAAUUUUUCUUUACAAAUAUAAUACUAAAAGGAUAACACUGUCCAAUGAAGAAAUAUGAAAACAUUAGUAAUGUAUUUAUUUUGAUUAUAGUUAAUUGUUAUCAGUUGUGAUUAAUUUCAAUUGUGUAAAAAUAUUUUCCAACUGGGUUUAGUUACAAUUAUUUUUUUUUGUCAUUUUUAUAAUAUGUUAUAUUGUUGGUGCUAUGUAAAAUCGCACAUAUCAAAUUAUACGUUGUAAAUGUUUUGCCUCGCCGAGUUCAAUGGAAUUGAUUUAUAUAUUUAAGGCAAUGCAGAGAAAUGUGAGCAAUUCUGUCUAAUGAUAUGCGAGUGGCAACUAAUAUAACACGAGUAUAAAGCAAAUGCAGUUGAAUCGGUGCUGUACGGAUGAUAAAUGGAAAAAAUAAGAAAGUUACAUCACUCUACGAUUUAAAACAUCACAAACUAAAAGUAUCGGUGCUUGCUUACGCGUGCAAUUCAUACGUGAGAAGUAAUUGCGUAAUGCGUCAAUAAGGUUAAUCCCUUUUGAAAGCUAGAUGACUGGAUAGGUGGAUAUAAGAAACCGAUUUCGAGAAGAGCAUAAAAACACAAGUAUAAUUUUUACCAAGUAUUUAGGCUAUAAUGAAACGACGGGCAACAUAGUGGUGUAUCCUAUUAUCCCUGUGACUUACUGUAUUAUAUCGUUUGUUAAAGAGUCGAAUUCAUAAUUAUAUUACGAUUGUUUUACCUAAUGCUAAUAAAUGUCUAUUUAUUUGAUAUUUUUAUUA